GCUCCGCUGGACAGUGAUCAGAUGCCGGCGCCGCCGCAGACCGGAUUCAAUCACGGAGGAUCCCUCUCCGACGACCCCUUCCCCGUCGCCGACUGCUUCGACGAUCUGCCCAACUUCGAUUUUGAACCUUUCGAAUUCAACGACUACAACUUCCCGCCUCCACCGCCAUUCGACGUCGGAGAGGCCUUCGAUUCGAUGUUAAUGGGGGAAUUGAACGGCUGGUUUUCGAUGCUCGACGAGCAACCCGAUGAUUGGCUCGCCCAGAACUGGCCCACGGAAUCCGGUUAUCCCGACGGAAUCGGAAUGGCCGGCGACGGCGGCAUCGGCGGCGAGAAGGGUGGGGAAGGGAAAACGGUGGAGCAGCAUCACCUGCAGAACAAAUCCGUGGACGGGUCCUCGACGGCGGCGUCUGAGUUGAAAUUGCUUGGUUUGGUGAAGAAAACCAUGGCUCCUGAGAAGCUCGCUGAACUUACAAGGGUUGAUCCUAAGAGGGCAAAGAGGAUUAUGGCCAAUAGGAAAUCUGCUGCUAAAUCGAAGGAGAAGAAAGCGCAUUAUAUAAAUGAGCUAAAAGAGAGGGUCGAAACACUUCAAACUGAAGCAAUUAACCUUUCUUCACAUGUUAUCUUGAUUCAGAGAGACACUGCAGAUAUUGCCAGUCGGAAUAAGGCGCUCAAACUAUGCAUAGCGGCAACGAAAGAUCAAGUGAAAAUUAGAAAUGCCAUCACCAAGGCGUUCAAGGAUAAAAUUGAGAUCCUUAAAGAUGAGACUGAGCAGAUUUAUGCUAUAACGGGUUAUCCUCCUUCAUAUCCCGAGUUGGUCUCCAAGUUAUCCCAGUUAUCUGUGAAUCAGCUUCAAAAUCCUCCAUCCAAGAAUGUGACUCCUGAUGAUCAGCAACCACAGCUCUGCAUGCCUCCUCCUCCUCCUCCCUCUAAUCAGAAUUUCAGCGGGUAUUGUGACGACCCUAGUUUCUCCAACUUCAACCAACCCAACUAAUUCAUAAUAGCAGCAGUAAAUGAUCGGUUAUGGAGGAUAAUCAUCAGAAGUUAACAUUUACUGUGCAUAUGUGUAAUGGGUGAGGCUUGUGAAGGCUAUCACUGCAGCUCAGUUUCGUACUUUAUUUUUAUUUAUGUUUUACAGUUUUAGUCUUGAACUAUAGCCUAUUCUUAUUCAUUUCCUACAUUUCUAGGUUUAAACCGCAGUUUAUAUUUUAUGUUCUACAGUUCAGCGGUAGAAACAUUUGAACAUGAAGUUUUAGAGGAUUGAAUUGAUGAUAAGUGGGAAUGAAAAGUAUU
This is a messenger RNA of Abrus precatorius (Indian licorice), 1292 nucleotides long. Its product is annotated as transcription factor VIP1-like. Gene Ontology annotation, cellular component: nucleus. NCBI's taxonomy places the organism in Eukaryota, Viridiplantae, Streptophyta, Magnoliopsida, Fabales, Fabaceae. Bases 22 to 993 code for a protein of 323 amino acids. Gene Ontology annotation, molecular function: DNA-binding transcription factor activity. The transcript is spliced from 4 exons. Gene Ontology annotation, biological process: regulation of DNA-templated transcription. The record is from RefSeq and is a predicted model, not a curated record.